Messenger RNA from Paramecium sonneborni, 865 nucleotides. The record is from the annotation of a GenBank genome assembly. NCBI's taxonomy places the organism in Eukaryota, Ciliophora, Oligohymenophorea, Peniculida, Parameciidae.
AUAUAAAUAAUUUAAUAUGUCAGAUAAGAGAGAUGAAUAUACUUAUAUGGCUAGAUUAGCUGAAUAAACAGAAAGAUGGGAAGACAUGGUAAGAAAGUGAUAUGAAGAGAAUAAUAGGUAGAGAAUAUGAGGAAGGUAGCAGAGAUUACAAAAGAUUUGAAUAAUGAGGAGAGAAAUCUACUUUCAAUAGCAUAUAAGAAUACAGUAGGAUAGAGAAGAACUGCAUGGAGAGCAAUAACUGCAUAUGAGAUAAAGGAGAAAUAGAAGGUAAAAUAAAGUUAUAUAAAUAAUAGAUAGUGAAGUAUUAGGAGGUACUAUAAUAUUACAAGGCAAGAGUAGAGAAAGAAUUAGAUUAUUAUUGUAAUGAAGUUUUGCAAUUAAUUGAUCAUACAUUGCUGAAAAAGACUGCUAAUACUGAGGCUAGAGUAUUUUAUCACAAAAUGAAAGGAGAUUAUAAUAGAUAUAUUGCAGAAUAUUCCUAAUAAAAGGCUUAAGAAAAAGCAAUCUAACAAGCUCAAUAAGCUUAUUAGACUGCAUUAGAAUUGAUAGAUAAGGAUAAGUUUCCUAAAACUAAUUUAUUAAGAUUGGGAGUAACACUUAAUUAUUCAGUAUUUUGUUAUGAAAUUAUGAGUGAUGUUGCGAAAGCUUGUGAAUUAGCUAAGACUGUUAAAGAUGAAGUAUUUAAUCUUAUUUAAUAUCUUAAGGCAAUUAAAGAACUCGAUGAUAUGGAAGAAGAUUAAUAUAAGGAUGUUACAACUAUUUUAUAAUUGAUAAAUGAUAAUCUUACUAAUUGGUAAGCUGAAUUACCUGAUGAAGGAGGAAAAAAAUGAAUUCAUUUAAUAUAAUAAUAUUAUUAUUAACAAAU